Molecule: messenger RNA, 555 nt
Organism: Ambispora leptoticha
Lineage: Eukaryota; Fungi; Glomeromycota; Glomeromycetes; Archaeosporales; Ambisporaceae
Source: the annotation of a GenBank genome assembly
AUGCCUAACAUUAAGCUUCCAUACGCAAAACUGUUUGGUAAUACACACGAUCAAAAUAAUCAAGUCAAUAAAACACAGAAUAACAACAACUCGUCACUUCCAAUAAUAAACAUUGCCGCACCAUUUCCAGAUAUCCAAACAUACUACAAUGUCCCAUUCGAAUGUUAUCUGCCAUUAACCAUAACAUAUUUCAGUUUAUCACCUAAUAGAGAUUUAUCACAUCUUAUAUUCAGUAUACAGAGUUAUGUUCCGGAAGAUACAUCGAAAUGGGUGAAUUUCGAUCAAGGGUUACGUAAAUUUAGUGGAAUUCCACCAAGAAAAGCUGCUUCGGAAACAAUGGUGGCUCUGUCGGUUGAUGAUGAGUUAAUGGAAAGAAGUGCAGUGGUCACUAGUUUUCGUAUUUUGGUUUCGUUUGGUCCUAGUGGAAAAAUUGAGUUACCGGAAAAGGUUAUUGCGAUAUUGAUUGCAUUUGUUGUGAUGAUUGUAAUUUUGGUGGUGUUUGUUGUGCUCGCUACGAUGUGGAAGAGAUAUUGUCGAUUUCGUCCUGAUUGUUGA